This is a messenger RNA of Osmerus eperlanus (European smelt), 1002 nucleotides long. RefSeq names its product lipopolysaccharide-induced tumor necrosis factor-alpha factor homolog. The record is from RefSeq and is a predicted model, not a curated record. Gene Ontology annotation, cellular component: cytoplasmic side of lysosomal membrane; nucleus; cytoplasmic side of late endosome membrane. The coding region runs from base 230 to 841 and encodes 203 amino acids. NCBI's taxonomy places the organism in Eukaryota, Metazoa, Chordata, Actinopteri, Osmeriformes, Osmeridae. The transcript is spliced from 7 exons. Gene Ontology annotation, molecular function: zinc ion binding.
UUUUAAUUACACUUUGUAACACACUUUGUGUGUUUUAUUUCAGACCUUUACCGUGUCAGCUUGUCGUUGCCCUAUUGGAGUUCUUUAAAAUCAAAGAUGACAUUUUAGGGCCAGGUGGAAAUGUCACUGAACCACAACAACAUUAGAAGGGGGAGCAGCCAGAAUACGACCAACAAGUCACCAUUAUCACGGUUAUCUUGCAGCCUGGUUGCGUUAUAAGGCCAGCACAAUGGCAGACCGGUCUGAGCAACAGGAGCUGGAGAAGAUAUCAAUGAAGUUAAACAGCUUAUCGUUCAAGAAGAAUCAGCUUAAUGACCGCCGUAACAUGCUUAUUGUGCUGCAGGAUUACAAGAGCCAUGUGAACUAUACCAGUGCAGGAAACAGCUCAGCGCAGCAGUAUGAGAUUGAUUGCAUCGAUGCUGAGCUGAGGGAGGUGGCUGAAAAGAUGAAAGAGAUGCAGGAGUUCUAUGAUGAGCUUAGCCAAAAACGAAAGAAAGACGUUAUUCAUCAGAGUGGCUCGUCUGUUUUACCUCUUAGCCCUGAGCCCUACAUUAUUCUAAUUGAAGCCCCACCCAUGACACCAGCUCCCAUUGUGAUUCUGGACGUGACAAAACUCCCCCCGUGGCCGAGCCAAACACAGUGCCCAGAGUGUCGACAAUUCAUCACCACAGAAACUGUCACUUCAAUUGGAAGUGUGAGCUGCUUGGUGUGCGUUAUGUUGGCUAUGAUUGGCUGCUUGGCGGGCUGCUGCUUCCUUCCUUUCUGCACUAAUCACUUCAAGGACGUCACCCACAAAUGCCCAAAGUGUAGAACCUGCAUCCACAAAAUCACAAAGCUUUGAUGGAUAGGUUAUGUGCUGGAACUCAGAAAGAUAAGUCUUUUUCAGGUUCUACCAGAACACAGAACCCAUUCUUGAAUGUAACAGUCCAUAUAAACAUACAGUGCCAUUGUAUUAUACUGUUUAUACUUUAAGCUACUUUAAUGUAAAAUGUCAAUAUAUGA